UCAAUGAGGUACACUGCUACGCCCCAACCACUGGUGCUUUAACCCUACAUCAUCACCAAUAUCAACAGACAAUGACUUCUCGAGUUGUAAACCUUGAAAAUUAUGUAAUUCCACUGGAGGAGAUCAACCGUGCCACUGAAAACUUCAGUUCCCAAAGAUUCAUUGGAUGCGGUGGAUUUGGUAAAGUCUACAAAGGAAAACUGUCUGAACGCUGGGAGAAUCUCACAGUUGCUAUCAAACGCCUAGAUCACGAUAGCUAUCAAGGAGAGAUUGAGUUCCGCAACGAGCUUGAGAUGUUUUCCAGAUUCCAUCAUGAAAACAUCAUCUCUUUCAUUGGGUAUUGUAAUGAAAGCAAUGAGAUGAUUAUAGUCUAUAAAUAUGCUAUCAAUGGAAGCAUUGAUUAUCAUCUCCAAGACCCAGAUAAGAGGCGUAGCAUAACGUGGAAACAUCGCUUGAAGAUUUGCAUAGGGGCAGCAAGGGGGCUCGAUUACCUUCACUGGGGUCUUAAGGAGCACCAAAGAGUUAUACACCGAGACAUAAAGAGUGCUAACAUAUUGUUAGAUGAAAAUUUGGUUGCAAAAGUUUGUGAUUUCGGUUUGUCAAAAUUGGGUACCAAAAAUCAGCCAAAUACCCAACAGUACACUAACACCAAGGUUGCGGGGACUCACUUUUAUCUGGAUCCCACCUACCAAGAAAGUGGCAUCCUCAGCAAAGAAUCAGAUGUAUACUCAUUUGGGGUGGUAUUGUUUGAAAUCCUGAGUGGGAUGUUGGUUUAUUCUAAAAGGAACAUUGGAGAUGAUAGACCUCGUGCUCUGAUGAAUUUUGUGCGACGAUACCAUGAAAACGAACCAGAAAAGUUAAUCGAUCCCUAUAUAAGUGAUCAGAUUGACAAUCGUUCUUUUAAUACCUUUAUACAGAUUGCAUAUCAAUGCAUUAGUUUAAAUUUAAAGGAACGUCCUCGGACAAACACCAUCCUCCAGAGGAUUGAAGAAGCAUUGAGUAUUCAAGAGAAUGUUGAUGCCCUUAUCGCGUGUGCAACAGCAGACAGGGGAUUCAAUCAUGGCAUACCUGUUGCAGCUUCUACCAUAUACAAAUGCCUUCUCCAUUGGAAAUAUCUUGAAGCUGAAAAAACCAACAUCUUUGAACGACUUAUUCAGAUUUAUAUUUCAGCAAUUGAGGUACUUGGUCCAGUAAUGAAAAAACAAAGCACUAUGUAGAAAUCAAGUUAACUCAACUAUUCAUUAACCUUUUACGUUUAAUCUUAUCUAGUCAUGUUGACUCUAAGAAAGAUACCAAGUCUUUGUUUGGAGUUAAUUAGUUAUUCAUUGAUUUGUUUCUUAAAAUUAAAAGAUGAAAAUAUUUGUCGGAUAAUUUCCACUAUAAUGAUGGUUCACCUUAUUUCACGUAGGCGUUUGAUAGCAACUGUGAGAUUUGUAUCUAGUCAUGUUGACUCUAAGAAAGAUACCAACUAUUCACUAUAAGGCUACUCGGUAUGGGGGUAGUUUCACGCGUCUUGGGCUGAGGUGGCAACCUCUCCCACGCGUGAACACCGCCCCGAAGUCCGGUGGGCUGCGUGUGGCGUGAGGCGGAAGACGGACGAAGACAAGGUGGUUGAUUGGGCAAUUGAUUUUCGAACGUUAUAUGACCGUUUAAAUAAAAUAAAAAAAAACUUUUUUUUAAUUUUUUCAAAUUCUCUAUAUAUACAUCUACUUUAACCACAAUUUCCACUAAACCACACCCACAUUUUUUCAAAACAAACACACACAUUAAACCAAAAAAUAGAUAAUUUUUACCUCCAAUUCAUUCGUCUUCCGAUGAUAACGAUUCCGAUGAAGAUUUGAUUUUGUAUACAUUGUUAUCCGCGGCACGAGACGUGGUAUGUGAAAGGGGCGAAAGUUCAAACGUCGACAAGAAGCAUAGAAAAUGGAUCAACCGGGAUCGAGAGGCGGCACAUGAACUUUUGGUACGUGAUUAUUUUGCCGUUGAUAAUUUAUAUGAUCUAUCUAAAUUCGAAGAAUGUUUUCGUAUUAGUAGAACUCUAUUUUUACGUAUAGCUAGAGAUUUGGCACGUAAUUAUGAAUUUUUUCAAUUACAAUGGGAUGCUAGAGGUAAACACGGUUUUACUACAAUACAAAAAUGUACGGCCGCUCUUAGACAGUUGGGAUAUGGUAUAACCGCAGACGCAUCAUAUGAUUAUUUGAAAAUGUCUGAGAGGACGGUUCAAGAAUGUACAUAUUUAUUUUGUGAGUAUGUCAUAGAGCUUUACCGUGACAUAUACUUGCGACAUCCGACUAAAAGCGAUGUCGAACAGUUGUAUGUAGCGCAUCAAAUGAAACAUGGUUUUCCAGGGAUGCUUGGUAGCAUUGAUUGUACACAUUGGGAGUGGGAAAAUUGUCCCAACGCGUGGCGUGGCUAGUUCACGCGAGGUGAUCAUGGGGUGCCGACUGUUAUUUUGGAGGCAGUGGUUUCAAAUGACUUAUGGUUUUGGCAUGCAUUCUUUGGUAUGGCCGGGUCAAACAAUGACUUGAAUGUGCUCCAAGCGUCUCCGAUAUUUAACGAUAUUUUACAGGGCAAAGCACCAGAAAUGUCAUAUGUUGUCAAUAGAAAUGAAUACAAAUAUGGGUAUUACCUAGGUGAUGGGAUAUAUCCAGAAUACGCCACAUUUGUCAAGUCAUACACAUUUCCGGCCGACAAUAAAUGGAAAAUGUUCAAGUUAGCACAAGAAUCUGCAAGGAAGGAUGUAGAACGGGCGUUUGGAGUUCUCAAACAAAAGUGGCACAUAAUCAAACAUCCGGCACGAACAUGGGACAGAGAAAAAUUGAGGACGGUGUUGACUGCUUGUGUUAUUUUACAUAACAUUAUAAUAGAAGAAGAGGGUACGGCUAUUUGCUCAUAUACCACAAACGAUAUAUUUAACCCAUCCUAGUAAUACAAGUUGGCAGUCCGGCAUACUUCUCAAGGGUUUUGGAAAUACAAAAUCAUGAAAGACAUCACAAUCUACGACAUGAUUUGACCGAAUACAUAUGGGAACAGCAAUUUCAAGGGCAAAAUGACGGUGAAGACGACGAUGAUGACGAUGGUGACGAUGGUGGCUACGAAGCGGAUGAUACUAGUGACGACAACGACGACGAUUAGAAUUUUUCUAUGUUUUUUAUGUUUUUUAAUUUUUAUUUUAUUUAGACAAUGUAAUGUUAUUUUUCUAUGUUUUUUAUGUUUUUUUAAUUUUUAUUUUAUUUUGACAAUGUAAUGUUUAAUUUUACUAGUUUAAGUUUUAAAUUUCUAUGUUUUAAUUAAUGAAAUCUGCUCUUAUUUUUUUAUGUUUUAAAAAAUUAAUGUACGUUAUAAAUUAUGCUUUUUAAUUACUAUAAUGUUCAAAAAAAUUUGUGGAGUGGUAACCAUUUCUAGUCUUUAAUGGGUUGGUGGUAGGUUGGGUGUGAAGUUGACAUGGCGCACAUGUGGCAGCACUUUUCUGGUGGGGUGGGUGUGACCAUUCCCCAUAGCCUAAUGA
Lactuca sativa (garden lettuce) is the source of this 3508-nucleotide messenger RNA. RefSeq names its product receptor-like protein kinase HERK 1. The record is from RefSeq and is a predicted model, not a curated record. Gene Ontology annotation, molecular function: transmembrane receptor protein tyrosine kinase activity; ATP binding. Gene Ontology annotation, biological process: protein autophosphorylation. NCBI's taxonomy places the organism in Eukaryota, Viridiplantae, Streptophyta, Magnoliopsida, Asterales, Asteraceae. Gene Ontology annotation, cellular component: plasma membrane; plasmodesma.